Messenger RNA from Megachile rotundata (alfalfa leafcutting bee), 712 nucleotides. RefSeq lists its product as uncharacterized. Lineage: Eukaryota; Metazoa; Arthropoda; Insecta; Hymenoptera; Megachilidae. The record is from RefSeq and is a predicted model, not a curated record.
AUUAAAUAGACAUUAUUUGAUAAAAUAAUGUAAAAAUGUAUUGUAAAUGUAAAGUACAAAUUAAUAUAAUCUGAGACUGAAAUUCUGAUUGGAAAAAUGAUAUUGAUACUAUAUUCCAGUAUUAAAUAUUGUAUUUUAAUUAAAUAACCAAAAAAGAUGCAAUAAACAUCUGUAUGUAAAAGAUACGUGAUUACAUUUAUUAUUAUAUUGCUCUAUGUCAUGGUCAUACAAAUUGUGUUCUACACAGGUAGUUCCGCCAUUUUGUAUUUGAUAAGGUAUCUAAAGAACACGUGUAUCUGACGUUAAGAAAUGUCAGAUUUUGAAAUGUGAUUCAGAAUUUAUGUUUAUUGUAACAGAAAAGUGUAUGUAUUUGUUAAGAAAAUGACGCAGAAAGGUACAUACAUUAUGAUUAUGAGAAAGAUACAAAAAGUGGAAGAUACUUUGAAAGACUCCAUGUAUAAGGUUGAUUUACUCGAGAAGAAGCUUAAAACAAAACAACUCACUAUAGAAAGUCGGGAGCAACUAGAGACAAAACUAAAUGAAAUUAAAAAGGUAUUAAAAAAAAAUGAAGAAAAACUGAAAAGAUUAAGAAAGCAAAAAAGUACGUUAUUCAUGGUAGCAGCAGGCAUGGUUUUUGCAUGUUUUCUGUUUUAUGGAUUGUACUUAAUGAUUUAUUUAAAGGUAUAAUUUAAAAUUUUUACACAUAUGUAUA